AGCGGAACGAAGCUUAUCUUAUCUCCGCGAUAAAUACCACCUCUUCCAUCCCACCAUCACAGCAGUAAUGUCUCAAACAGUCGACAUACCCCAAUCGAUCAAGGAUACUUUACGAAAAUUCAGAUUUGCCCGUCGCAAUGAAGGCCACGCUGCGCUGGUAAUCAAGAUCAACAAGGCCACGCUUGCGAUGGAGGAAGUAGAGCAAUUUGAUAAUAUCAGCAUCGAGGAGCUGGCAGAGGAGCUCCCGGAGAACAGCCCUCGAUACGUUGUGCUCAGCUACGAGCUGAACCAUUCUGACGGACGAAAAUCGUUCCCGCUUGUUCUUAUUAAUUGGGCGCCAACAUCGAGUGAAAUCGGAUUGCUGACGCUGCAUGCUAGCGCCUUCAUCAACUUUCAGAACACCGCUGGUAUCAGCAAAGUUGUCGAGGUGAGAGACGGGCCAGAAGGUCUCACUAAGGAGGUGAUAGACAGCAAAUUGUCAUGAUAGUAUACCAUAGUUGUAAUUGCCGACGAGCUUCCAUGGAAUGUUUCGGUACCGAAGGAUACCGGAGGGAUGCCGUCAAUUCUGUUUUUCGUAUCUUCCAUGUUCCUCGAUGAGGCUAUUUUCUCCCCACGACACGACGAACAGAAAUUCGAGGAAAAGA
Molecule: messenger RNA, 644 nt
Organism: Desarmillaria tabescens
Lineage: Eukaryota; Fungi; Basidiomycota; Agaricomycetes; Agaricales; Physalacriaceae
Exons: 4
Coding region: 68-484 (138 amino acids)
Biological process (GO): negative regulation of Arp2/3 complex-mediated actin nucleation; actin filament debranching
Cellular component (GO): actin cortical patch
Molecular function (GO): actin binding; Arp2/3 complex binding
Source: RefSeq, a predicted model, not a curated record